Phacochoerus africanus (Common warthog) is the source of this 2527-nucleotide messenger RNA. RefSeq names its product tetraspanin 17 (gene TSPAN17). Gene Ontology annotation, cellular component: membrane. Bases 137 to 982 code for a protein of 281 amino acids. The record is from RefSeq and is a predicted model, not a curated record. Lineage: Eukaryota; Metazoa; Chordata; Mammalia; Artiodactyla; Suidae. The transcript is spliced from 9 exons. Gene Ontology annotation, biological process: protein localization to plasma membrane; regulation of vascular endothelial growth factor signaling pathway; protein maturation.
CGGCGCUCUGUGCGGCAGAGGCCAUGAAGCCGCAGCCGCCGGGCUAGGCCCCGGGCGGCUCUAGCCCAGGGCGGCCCGCGGAGGGCUGGGCCUAGCCCCCGGCUCCGGUUCCCGGGCCGGCGGGCGGCCUCUCACCAUGCCCGGCAAGCACCAGCACUUCCAGGAACCCGAGGUCGGCUGCUGCGGGAAAUACUUCCUGUUUGGCUUCAACAUCGUCUUCUGGGUGCUGGGAGCCCUGUUCCUGGCCAUUGGCCUCUGGGCCUGGGGUGAGAAGGGCGUUCUCUCUAACAUCUCGGCGCUGACAGAUCUGGGAGGCCUUGACCCUGUGUGGCUGUUUGUAGUGGUUGGAGGCAUCAUGUCGGUGCUGGGCUUUGCCGGCUGCAUCGGGGCCCUCCGGGAGAACACCUUCCUGCUCAAGUUUUUCUCUGUGUUCCUUGGCCUCAUCUUCUUCCUGGAGCUGGCAACAGGGAUCCUGGCCUUUGUCUUCAAGGACUGGAUUCGAGACCAGCUAAACCUCUUCAUCAACAACAACGUCAAGGCCUAUCGGGACGACAUUGACCUCCAGAACCUCAUUGACUUUGCUCAGGAAUACUGGUCUUGCUGCGGAGCCCGAGGGCCCAACGACUGGAACCUCAAUAUCUACUUCAACUGCACUGACUUGAACCCAAGCCGGGAGCGCUGUGGGGUGCCCUUCUCCUGCUGCGUCAGGGAUCCUGCGGAAGAUGUCCUCAACACUCAGUGUGGCUACGAUGUCCGGCUCAAACUGGAGUUGGAGCAGCAGGGCUCCAUCCACACCAAAGGCUGCGUGGGCCAGUUUGAAAAGUGGCUGCAGGACAACCUGAUCGUCGUGGCUGGGGUCUUUGUGGGCAUCGCCCUUCUCCAGAUCUUUGGUAUCUGCCUGGCCCAGAACCUCGUGAGCGACAUCAAGGCAGUGAAGGCCAACUGGAUCAAACAUGAUGAUGGCUACAAACUACUCAAAUAAACAAAACCUUGAAAAUCCCUGGCUUCUGCCCAGCAUCUUGGAGGUUCUAUCAGCCAUCAGGCCUCAGCAGAGCUCUCCGCCUGGGGCCCUGACCCGGACCCACUCUGCCAGCGUGUUUCCUUGGCAUGGGCAGUGUAUACAUUUGCACUGACUUUAAAACUUGGUGUAUUUCACGUAAAAGUCCAGAUCCAUGGCUUCUCAUGAAGAUUGGCUACCCGGUCACAGCAGCUCUCGGGACAUCGUCUCCUGGGCCAUCUGCUUCCUGUUCUCUGAGGGCCCUGUCCAGCCUGUGCCACUCACUCCGUGGGCUGGAGUUGGUCUCCUCUGCCCCUGUGGGUUUUGCUCUGCAGACACCACGAGGCUGCUGUGGGGCCAAGCCUGGGACGAGGCACAGGGAUGUGAAGAACGGGGAGGCUGGACCCUGCCCUGAAGAAGCCACAGCCCAGGAGGGAGCCGGCCCUGCUAGGGACUGAGAUGGGGGCCCAGGAGAGUGGCUGAGAGGUGGGAUGGAGCUUAGGAAGGUUUUGGGAAGGAAGUAGUUGGAAGCUUGGCACCCUUGGGAUUGGGAGGAGCCUGCUUUGGGGCCCUUGGUGGUUGUCGCCUGGGUUUCCUUGGAAACAAACAGAAAAUCUUCACGGUGGUCUGCAGAGCCGCCUCGUGGCCACCAGAGGGCGCGCCAGCACAGCAUUGCCUGCGUCUGGCUGCUUCCUCCGCAGCCUCACCCUGGUACAGCUUAACCAGUCCUUCGGGGAACUUGAGAACUUUUAAAGGAGCAAUUGGCUCAGACUCAGCUGCAGUUAGGAAAGUCUGCUGCUCUCAGCUCUGACUCUUAGCCGCAUGAGGGGGUGUGUGUGGAGUGAAUGCCGCGCCCAUCCCUGGGCUGCCCUUUGUGGAUAAAAGGAGGGGUUUGAGCCAGUUCACAGAUCUCCCACUCAGGUGCCCUUUAGGUCAGGUAGGUUGUAUAAAUGAAUGAAGGAGGCCUUUGACUUGUGAGGCCUUGGCAGUGCAACUGACUUUCCUUCCUACCAUUCCUGAAGAAGACACGGAGAGAUAGCGCUUUAUGACAAGAGAAAUAUUUGGAUCAUCGUUGACAGUGGCAGCUGACCUUGAGAUACAGUAGGGUGUGGUGGGGGGUAUGGCAGAGCACAGAUUGCCGCCUGAAGUUGGUGGCUGUCAUUCAGUUGCAGCUAAUUGCUGUGAAGCAGGUAUGCAGGUCUAAUGUCAGAAAUCUGGAGAAGCUAGAAGUCCCCUUUUUUUUUUUUUGUGAGAUAUCCUUAAUUUUUAAGUUGUUGGCAACUAAUGAAAAAAAUUUUUAAUGCCGCAAGGCCAACAAAAGGUAUAGGGGUCAGCUUUGGCCCCUGUGCAACCAUAGAUCGCUCUGGGACAAUCACCUACCGGGGCCCUGGCUGCUCUGCCAUUCAGGGGUGCUAGGGCUGCUGCCAGGAGGGCACCCAGCAUCGUGGCUCCCAGACACAGGCUGGACAGUGUCCUGGAGCCCCUGGCAGGCACCUGCACACUACAAUAAAUGCUGCUCAGAGUACUGUU